Molecule: messenger RNA, 1542 nt
Organism: Suillus clintonianus
Lineage: Eukaryota; Fungi; Basidiomycota; Agaricomycetes; Boletales; Suillaceae
Exons: 3
Coding region: 1-1542 (513 amino acids)
Source: RefSeq, a predicted model, not a curated record
AUGAAUCGCGACGGUGACGCCGAGUCAUCAAGUCAUUUACAACCGCCUCAGCCGCCGUCACGGUGGAGUUUACCAGCGAGCAAUGACGCGGCUACCUAUGACUAUAAUAAUCUAUAUUUGCAGGAUCUUCAAGUCGCAGGUGGUAGCCUAUGCCAGCCAUCGGCGUCUGAUAUCCCAGUAUCAGACACAGCGGCUUCCGACAGCUUCCAGCUGUCCUAUUCGGAGGAGCCCGCCGCAGGUGGGAGCCAGCACCAGCCUCCGGCGGCUCCUGGAAUAGCUGCACCCGUUGUGCCGCACCCUCGUCAGGGUUCCAGCUGGAAGGAGCCUCCAGGUGGUGGUCAGUACCAGCUUCCGUUCUCCGCAACACCUGCACCCAACUCAGCUCCUCACAACUUCAACUCCUACCUAGCACGCGAAUACAUGGGUGGCAGCUUACAGCCGGGGCUACAGUUCCCUACAGGGGGCGGGUCCCAUCAGGCUAUCAGCCGUUCCCCUCACUACCAUGACGGCUCUUCAGACACUCAGGCAUUAAUUCAAGCUCAAGCGGCUCAGGUUCUCUUGAGUUUGGGUGCCCAUGCCACUAACGACGAAGUUCACCGUCCCAGUGAUCCCGAAAACGAGGCUAGUACGUUCAAUAGGUUGGGUCAGACUAGGGACGUGGACAAGAGGGUCCCACACCCAUCCCCUUAUGAGUUCGGGCCGCCGCCGCCGCCUCCCUACGUACCACCGCGAUCCCAGCGACCAGUCAAAAUGAAAAUCCUGCAAAUAUCGUCGUUAGUAGUUGACCAAGUGAAGAAAGACGCUUCCGACUAUAUGACAACAACUCUGUUUGACCAGUGUCUCCUACCGUCCGUGCAGAUGAUCGACCAGUGGGCCAAGUCAGCGCUUGAUGAUGCGGCCGCUGUACACGUCACAAACAGGGAGGAACUCGCAGCGUGGAAGCAGCGGCAGGAGGGACGUGCCGUUCUUACGCAGCUAAAGGCCUCCGUCAAAAGGCUUCACACAAAGUCUCGGGACUACGCUGAGGGGUUUGUAGUUGGAGGAUAUAAAUUGUCCUUCGACUUAUUAACGGAUGCGACGGAUGCGGCUGUAAAAACGCGAAAAACAUACGCGACUUCUUUGGUGUCGAGCGUGAACUUCACAGACACUUUUAUUCAGUUUGACUUCUCACUGCAGCGCAUCGGAGCGUCUGGGCAACUCGAAUGGUUUUGCGCCCCAUUCUCGCACCCUAGCGUCACCGGCAUGGUCGAAUACAUGAUCGUUCACCAGCAAUUUCGUCGGCGUGUAAACUUCGAUUCCCCCGGCUGGGAAUUGCGGCUCAUGAACGUCAUUGCCUUGGCAGGAACACUCUGUCGCUGGGUGGUCAGUAGAUUCUCAGCGACCGGCUGGUUUCAAGCCCGUGAGCUUCACACGCCAGAAAAUGAAAGCUAUUAUACCUACUUGAAAGCCCGGAUGGCUUCAUUGUCAGGUGUUGAGAAGAUCCUUUUUCGCGAGCUUUUAGUCAAUCUUCGUUCUGUAUUUUUGACAUACCCUGGUUUCUAA